This is a messenger RNA of Cutaneotrichosporon cavernicola, 630 nucleotides long. RefSeq lists its product as uncharacterized. The record is from RefSeq and is a predicted model, not a curated record. Lineage: Eukaryota; Fungi; Basidiomycota; Tremellomycetes; Trichosporonales; Trichosporonaceae. Bases 1 to 630 code for a protein of 209 amino acids. The transcript has 4 exons. Gene Ontology annotation, molecular function: transmembrane monodehydroascorbate reductase activity; heme binding.
AUGGUCCCGACCCAGCAUGACAAGACUGGCAUGGCGCUUGUGCUGACCGGCACGACGCUCCUCGUUCUCGGGACGGCGGCGCUCAUCCUCACGUCGCCGGUGCCGACGCUCUUUGCGUGGCACCCGUCUCUGAAUGCUCUCGCGCUCGCGCUCUUCGCUAUUGGGAUCUCGGUCGUGCAGCCGCCCACGCCUCCAUCCACUGUACGCGCACAGCGCCUAGACGCACACAAGAGCGUCCUUGGCCUUGCUGUCAUCCUCCUGUGUGCCGGCACGACGUUCAUGUACUAUAAUAAGGAGGCCAACGGCUCGGCGCACGGCACCACGCCGCACGGCGGCGCCGGAUACAUUGUCGUCACGUGGAUGCUCGUGCAGGCGAUAAUUGGUGGUGUCGCGGCCAACACGGGCAAGAACGGACUGUGGCUGUACAAGUGGCACCGCCUCUCCGGCUACCUCUUUAUGACUCUCGCGCUCUUCACGGCGUUCGCGGGCGGCCUGCUCACCACCUGGUCGCAGACGCGGCCCGCGCCCCUCCGCAUCGUCGCGUACGGCAUCGGUAUCCCCCUCAUCGCGGCGGGUGUUGCCAUGCGCAUGCACACCAGCAAGUUGCCGUUCGGCAAGCGCCAUGCUUAA